UUUGUCAGUACUUGGUAGGACGAUACACUGCUCUGUACCCACUCAAUCGUUCCAUUUAUGGAAAUAUUCAGAAAAUGUUAACCACACAGAGCUCAAUUUGUGUAACAUAAUGUUCCUCUGUUUUCACUUGUAAACACACACACACACACACGCACACACACACACACACACACACACACAUACAGAGACACAGACCUAACAGUCAUUGUCCUCUGAUGUCGUCUCUUGUUGCAGAGCAGAGACAAAAAUAGAAAGCUCUUCUCUCAUGGCCAUAAAUUGAGCAUGUGUUGUGCUCUGUGACAGAUAUAAACCUAAUCCCUUUGUUUUUGUCUUUUAUCUUAGGUGUUGAUGUCUUACGAUGAUGAUGGACUGGGACAGUAUAGUGUUUUGAAUAUGAGUUCUCUCCCUGCAUACAUGUUUAUCUUCCUUUGCUUGCCUCUGACGAGGAAACUGGAAUGUACACCAAUCACAUGAAGGACACAAACAACAACUAUAACAAGUCUCUUCUCAAUGACCAGAAGGAGAAGCUCAUUCAGGCGAUUAAGAAGAUUAAACAUGAAGUUGAUGAAUGCCAUGAAGCAGAGAAAGACACUUUUGCAGAUGCAAUCGAUGUGGAGAAUCAGUUUGAGGACAUGGAGCGGGAAAUCCGAGCAGAGUUCCAGAAUCUUCAUAACUUCCUGGAUGAGGAGGAGGAGAGAGACCUGGAACGGCUGAGGAAGGAGAGGGACAGACGAGUGAAAAUGCUGAAGGAGAGAGAGAGGAAGAUUGCCAUGCAGGGCCGAGACCUGGAAAGGGCCAUCGAGACUCUGAACAGCAAACUAGCAGAAGACGACAGUCCCAAACUACUAAAGGAAAUCAAAGAUCUCCUAAAGAGGUGUGAGGUGAAUUUUGUCCGCCCGUCUCCAGUGGACAGUGAGAUUUGCUCAGGACAGUUUGUGGGUCCUAUUCAGUACAGGAUCUGGAAACACAUGAGGGCUUCUCUCUACCCAAACAUAUCACUGUUGACCUUCGACCCUGAGACCGCUCACCCGCUGCUGACCCUGUCUGCUAACAACACAACAGUGCAUUUUGAGGAGGACAAGGAACCAGUUGCAGAUGAGAACAAGAAACGUUUCCACUAUUACUACUGUGUGAUGGGCCGAGAGGGCUUCAUGCAUGGUCGCCAUUACUGGGAGGUGGAGGUGCGAGGCAAGACGGCGUGGCGCCUGGGUGUGGCCAGGGAGGACGUGUGCCGUGGCGAGAUGGACUCAUCCACCACAGCAAAUGGGCUGUGGACACUGGCUCUGAAGAACAGCUCAAUCGUAGCCUGCACUGACCCCAAGCCCACGGUCAUACGUACUGCCACUCUGCCCACUCGCAUUGGCGUCUUCCUAGACUGCGACAGGGAGGAGGUGUCCUUCUACGACGCUCUUACCAUGACGGCGCUCUUCUCGUUCUCCAUGGAUUCCAUUCUAAUGCCCAUUUACCCAUUCUACAACCCUUGCGACACAGACGACGGGAGAAACAUCGCUCCUAUCUCCAUCUUCUAUCCCUCGCUCUGACAGAACAAUUGAGCAGAUGGACUUGCAGCUCUUUCUAAGUUAAAGAAUUCUAACUUAGAAUUGGAUUUCUCAGAAAGUGUAUGUGGCAAAAAACUCAAAAAUAGCUGUUGUUAUGUUGGAUAAUUUUUUUUUCUUUUCAUUUGUUGAAUAGUGUGUGUAUGAAAUGUUUGCUGUCUUUCAAGCAUUUUCAUGCAGAAUAAAAAUGGAACUGUGUAUAUAAAUGUCCUAAAUAAUCUAUCUCUGGAUUGUAGGUCAGUGGAAACAGAAUGAAAGAGAAAAGUAGUGAGGAAGAACAGUAUAGGGAGGGAGAGAAGACGUAAAUGGUAAAUGGAUGGUGAAUCAGUGUCUGGGUUUCAUAUUGUUCACAUUAUGCUGUCUAUAAUUAUCACAGUCACGUGCUGAACUCGGCACAUGUAGUUACAGCGAGAAACAACUAUGUGAACAAUGCACAGGGGUGAAGUGGGGGGACAUUGUGUGUGUGUGCAUGUGUAUGCUGUCUUGUAGAGUAUGAUUGACAGGGUUUCCGAGGACUUUUGUUUGAGGAGUUUGGAUCGGCACUAUUUUACAGAAACAAAGCAAAAAAAACUGCAAGAACAACUCUGAAACGGUUUUUUUUUAAGACCUUGCUUUUUAUUAUAACAUAACAAAUGUCAUGUUCCUUCACAAAAUGUGUGCAUUUGUGUCUGUGCAAAACAGAACUCCAGAGAUGGACAAACUGUAAAUAGGUCAUCGAAGAGAGGCUGGGCUGUGUGAUGGACACAAAAUGGAGGCAGUCGGAACUGCACGUUGUCCUGCAGGACGCAGCCUAUCAUUCAGUUUACACAGCACACACACUCCAUAGGUUGCCUUAGAAGUAACUGCCCAAUGCUAACAACACACUGGCCUCUGUAGGUCUGAAUGCUCAUUCUUAUGCUUUGUCUUCUAUGCUUUUACCACAUACACACACACACAAUGAGUCAUGGGUACUGACCAUCCCAUACAGCUAGACCACAACAGUGGAGAUUACUUUCUCACCAUGCUUUAAAGCUCUGAGCCUCCUUUCUGGAGUACAGGGCAUCACUUCCUAAGUCUACAGAGAUCAUGGGGAUUGAAGAGAAAUAAGCUUUUUGAGUGCACUUUUGCUUUAAUAACUCUUAGACAUCUGAUAUUUGUACAGAGCUAUAUCCUGAUUGGGGAAGUAAAAAAGUGUAUAAAAUGGGGAGAAUCAUUGUCCGUGUAUGCUGCAUUCAUUUCUUUUUCAUUUCAAAAUGACUAAAUAUAAAUUGCACACAAGAUGUUCAAAACAGUUUUUGGCUUUUACACAAUAAAUAUUACAAGAAGCUCUCAGUAUUA
Messenger RNA from Pangasianodon hypophthalmus (striped catfish), 2873 nucleotides. RefSeq names its product zinc-binding protein A33. Lineage: Eukaryota; Metazoa; Chordata; Actinopteri; Siluriformes; Pangasiidae. The coding region runs from base 456 to 1541 and encodes 361 amino acids. Gene Ontology annotation, molecular function: protein binding. The transcript is spliced from 7 exons. The record is from RefSeq and is a predicted model, not a curated record.